UCAUUCAAACUUCAACAUGGGAAGAUUAGUCGUUGUUGCUGUCGUGUGUUUCGUGGUAGUUUCGGGCACCGUUCACGACGACACAGAGGUUUCAGAGUUGAGAGAAGAGGUCAAAGAACUGAAGCAGAUCCUGCAGCAUUCAGGCAUCACGCGCCGGGAAACGGAUGAAGAGAUCACCAUAGGUAAGAGAGGCAUGUACAGUCGCCGAGGUGUUGAAGCCGAUGUGAGGAAAAUAUACAACGAGGUCCGGGAAUUGAAAACUAUGCUGACGCGUGUGGAAGAAGGUGUUACUGAACAAAAGGCUUGUCUACGUGACCAAAGUGACUUAGUUGAGAACAUCAGGAACUACUGCGUCGGAGGCGGAACAUCAACAUCAACAGCGGCACCGUCUACGGCGAACGUCAUUCCCACUACUGGAGUUCCCGACAAAAAACCGCCCCCUCCUGGACUCUUCCUUGUGGGGACAACACGCACGACAGUGGAGCUGGUGAUAACACCCCCUCCGAACUAUGGAGACCGGGGGGUCACGUGGUAUCAAGUGCGUCAUACUACUUCCGGUUCUGAUGUCAACUACGAUGUUAAGGGUGAACUUAUGGAUCCUCGGCAUUUUUUGCUGACGGGUUUGAUGCCCGACACGCAAUACACUAUACUAGUGAGAGCAGGAUACGACGCUGAGUACGGCGAAACCGCAAACGUUACAGCAACAACGCUGCGUAGGACCCUCCCGUCAGCUCCAGUUGUAACCAUUGGUGAAGUCACAAAGAACUCUGUGGAGUUACUGAUAUCGAAACCAGCAUCCGAUGAAGACAUUGACAUCGAUGCGUAUUUAAUAUCAUUUCCAAAGGGGCUUGAUAUCCACCGGUAUGCCAUCAGCCCCACGCCACCCGUCACCAGAUUUGUGGUCAAUGGGUCAUUGACUCUGCCUGUUGUCGUCCACGCAGGAUCUCGUAGGCAGAACGGUCCAGAUCUGCUUGUUCUGGCCUCUCCUUUGAUAGACCAUACGGAACACAGGGGCUGAUUCCUGGUAAUCCUACAAGGGUUACCUCCCUUUACUCUCUCCACUGAUGUCCAGAGGCGACAAAGAUCUGUAACUAAAGCAACUUAUUGUAAAUGGCCACAUAAAAUAGGUUUCUUGUUUCUCAUUACGUUUUUUAAAAAUGGGUUGGUAGGGUGGAUUUUAUUAUUAUUUCUUUCAAUAUUUGUUUCUGAAUCUCUAUACAAUGUUAGUCGAAAACCUGAAAUGCCGGAAUCUGAGACGGAUUUCGGAAGUCUGUCGGCUAUACACGCAAAUUUAUCAGUGCAAAAAAUAUAACCAAAAUUUAGGGUCGGGCGGUAAUAAGAAACAAGAAGUUAUUUUUAUGGCCGUCCUAAUGCUGAUUUAUGAAUGUCAAUAAAUCGUUAUUUAUUCUCAAA
Messenger RNA from Haliotis rubra (blacklip abalone), 1413 nucleotides. Its product is annotated as twitchin-like. The transcript is spliced from 6 exons. NCBI's taxonomy places the organism in Eukaryota, Metazoa, Mollusca, Gastropoda, Lepetellida, Haliotidae. The record is from RefSeq and is a predicted model, not a curated record. Gene Ontology annotation, molecular function: protein binding. Bases 17 to 1018 code for a protein of 333 amino acids.